GACACUCGGUCAGACGCCUGGGAGCAUCAAGGGACUCCACUGGCUGGCUAUGGCGUUGGAUUGCCUUUGAGCCGGCUCUAUGCGCAGUACCUCGGUGGCUCUCUGCACUUGAUGUCCAUGCCGGGGGAAGGAACAACAGCCUUCCUUCACCUCAAGCGAUUGAGGCAAGAUGCGCGUGAGCAGCUUCCCUUCUGGCAAGGUGAGGCUCAGAAAU
Molecule: messenger RNA, 214 nt
Organism: Symbiodinium necroappetens
Lineage: Eukaryota; Dinophyceae; Suessiales; Symbiodiniaceae
Source: the annotation of a GenBank genome assembly